Cokeromyces recurvatus is the source of this 1584-nucleotide messenger RNA. RefSeq names its product chitin deacetylase 1. Gene Ontology annotation, biological process: carbohydrate metabolic process. Bases 89 to 1396 code for a protein of 435 amino acids. Gene Ontology annotation, molecular function: chitin deacetylase activity. The record is from RefSeq and is a predicted model, not a curated record. The transcript has 2 exons. Gene Ontology annotation, cellular component: membrane. NCBI's taxonomy places the organism in Eukaryota, Fungi, Mucoromycota, Mucoromycetes, Mucorales, Mucoraceae.
AAAAAAAAGAAAUAAGAAUCUAUAUUUAACAUUUAUCCUUCCAUUCAUUAAAAAAAUAACUCUUCGAUUACUUUUUUUUCUUUUGAAUAUGUAUAUUAAGAUUUUCGCCAUUACAACGGCUCUUCUUCAGGUUGCUAGCUUUGCUCAAGCUGACACUACUAAUAAAUUGGAUAGUUCUACAGUUACAGCCCAAUUAUCAAAGCCUCAAGACUAUUGGAAGAAUUUCAAAUCCCUAGUUGAUCCUAACAAUAUUACUAUUCCUAGUAUUCCUCAAACUACUUCCACUGAUCCCAGUGUCCAAUGUACUUAUUAUCAACCUCCUCCCAAUUUUAUUUUCAAUCCUAGUGAAUGGCCUAAUCUAUGGGAAACUGCUACAUCGAAUGGUAUGAAUGAGACUGACGAGUUUAAAACUCUUUAUAACUCUAUUAAUUGGACCAGUGCUCCUAACAUCCCUGUUCGUAAAUUGAACCCGGAUGGCUCACUUGAUAUGACGGGCUAUGAUGAAACAACAGAUACUGACUGCUGGUGGUCUGCUACUACCUGCACUAAACCCAAACAUGAAAACGUGAAUGAAGAUAUUUACACCUGUUUUGAGCCUGAGACUUGGGGUCUUACUUAUGAUGAUGGCCCUAACUGUUCUCAUAAUGCCUUUUAUGAUUAUCUUGAAGCUCAACAAAUCAAGGCUACUAUGUUUUAUAUUGGUUCUAAUGUUGUUAAUUGGCCUUACGGUGCUCAGCGUGGUCAAAAGAACGGACAUCAUCUUGCUGAUCAUACUUGGUCUCAUAAAUUAAUGACCACUCUUACUAAUGCUGAAGUCUUGGCUGAACUUUACUAUACACAAAAGGCCAUCAAAAUGGUUACUGGCGUUACUCCCAAGUAUUGGCGUCCUGCUUUUGGUGAUGUUGAUGAUCGUGUUCGUUGGAUUGCAACUCAACUUGACUUGACUACUGUCCUUUGGAGUCUUGAUACUGAUGAUUGGGCUGCUGGUUAUUCCGAAAGUAUCGAUACCGUUAAAAGUACAUAUGAAAGCUACAUUCAAAUGGGUUUAAAUGGUACCUUCAAAAAUACUGGACAAAUUACUUUGACUCAUGAAAUUAACAACACUACUAUGAGUCUUGCUCUUGAAUUCCUACCUAAGAUUGAGGCUGCCUAUCAGCAUGUUAUUAACGUUGCUACAUGUUCCAAUAUUAGUUACCCUUAUGAAGAAACAACAGUCAAAUUCCCCACUUUCAAUGAAACUAUAUCUGGUGAAACCUCUAACACCACUAAUCCUACAGCUUCCUCUCCUUCAGCAACUAUUAAUAGUCAGAAUGGUCAUAUAACUUCAAAUGGUAUUCACAUUAAUCCUAAUAGUUUGGCUUUAGCUGCUUUUGCUCUUGCCGCUUAUCUUUUAUAAAUUGAAGAAUAAGUUUAUAACUCUUCCCUUUAUUUAUUUAUUUUUUUUUUCUUCUGACUCCUCUCCCUUUCUUAAUUUAUUUAUAAUUUUCAGGAGAUUUUCAGAUAAAUCCAAAUUUUAAAGUUUUAAAAUAAGUAAGAGUAUAAAGUAAAAUUGGAUCAUAUAAUCUCAUCUUAGAUAUCUGUAAU